Molecule: messenger RNA, 1878 nt
Organism: Penicillium mononematosum
Lineage: Eukaryota; Fungi; Ascomycota; Eurotiomycetes; Eurotiales; Aspergillaceae
Exons: 3
Coding region: 1-1878 (625 amino acids)
Source: RefSeq, a predicted model, not a curated record
AUGUUUGGCCCGUUCCCCCGGAAUCGCAGGCUAUUCUACCUGCUACUGGCCUGCGCAGCAACAUCCAUAUGCCUCAUCAACCUCCUGUUUCUCACCCAUACUGUCGACAACUCCGUGAUCCGCCUCCCUAAUCUGAGUCUCUUCACCACAACAACGAGCCCCGUAUUCGGGGAGAAGCGAACCGACAAUGUCGCUCAACAAGUUUCCGCCGAACAGUCGCCAAAUACCCGUGAGACAUAUGGACGACACCCACCUCCCGGUUUCAAGGAAUGGUACAUGUUCGCACGCAAAAAGAAGGCGCAUAAUGUCGACGAUUUCCAGCAAAUUACGGGCGAUCUGCGACCUUUUUGGGCGGUUCCUCCGGCGGAAAUUCGACAGAUGGCAGCCAAACUGCAAUCCAGCGACGGCAUUGCAGGUGUGCAGAUCCGCAAUAAGAAGGUUGUUUACUCCCCCGUUGAAGGGUGGAGAGUCGAAACACUGCGGAAGUCGAUCAAGCGCAUUGCACGGUAUCUUCCGGACAUGGAUAUUGCGCUUAAUAUUAUGGAUCAGCCGCGGGUCAUGGUACCAUAUGAAGAUACCCAGGAAUACCUCCGUACCGAAGCCCUCACUAGAAGCUUACCCAGCGAUGCGCAAGAUCAAUUCACCCCAGGCAUGUUUAAGGGAGGUUCCAGUAUCGAGGACCAUGUUGACCCAUCCUGGUUCUCGAUUGCCGGAAAGAUGUACAUGGACUACGCCAAGGACUCCUGUGACCCUCACUCUCCCGCUCGAAAUGACAAUUUCACUGUAGAGGAUGCCGACAAGCUAUACAAAUCUCCCUUGGGUGGCUUUGUGACUAACUUUACAGCUUCCUCUGAUCUUUGCACCGUCGGUCCUGUGCUCGGAGAAAACCACGGCUUUUUGUUCUCCGCAUCGAGCAAUCUUAUCACAAGGAAACUGAUCCCAGUCUUCAGCGAGUGCAAGGUUAGCGUGAACAACGAUAUCCUUUUCCCUGCAAAUAUGUAUUUCAUGAACGACAAGCGAUACGUGUACAAUUCGCGACACGACUACGAGUGGAAAGACAAGGCAGACACUCUCCUCUGGCGCGGCGUCACCUCCGGGGGUGUUCAGCUUGCAGAUAACUGGCAGCAUAUGCACCGCCAACGCUUUGUGCACAUUACCAACAGCACCGAUAUGAGACCAGAGACGGUCUCCAUCCUCUCCGAGACCAGCCUUGGGCAGUAUCGUAACUACCCCGACUUCCACCCAAGCAAAUUUUCAUUAGACCACUUCGACGUCGGCUUCACCGAGGCUUGGGGCUGCAUCCCGAACUGCUCUUUCUACGACGAUGUUUGGACCUACAAAAAGCCCAAAGGUUUCAGCGAGCAGUUCAAGGCAAAAUACCUCGUCGACAUUGACGGUCACAGCUUCUCCGGUCGGUGGCGCGCCUUUCAGCUCAGCAAAUCCCUGGGGAUCAAGGCAACUAUUUUCCGGGAAUGGCAUGACUCCAGGCUCUUCCCCUGGCGUCAUUUCGUCCCUAUGGACAACCGUUACGAUGACCUGUACGGAUUGAUGACCUACUUCCUCGGUCUGGAACCACAAACACCGCCCGAAGACGCGUUCUCAAUUAGCGAGCCGUACAUUCGGAAGCAUGACUUCGAGGCUGAGGUGAUCGCAUCUCAGAGUCGGGAAUGGGCGCAGCACGCGCUGCGCAACGAAGAUCUUGACAUCUAUCUCUAUCUUCUUCUCCUUGAGUACGGACGCAUCAUUGAUGACAAUCGUGAUAGCAUUGGGUACAGUGGUGACGGAAGUGAGCUGGACCACUUUGACGAUCAAUAUCCUUUCUCUCCGGCGAUACCAAAUAUCGUCAACCCUCCUCCUCCCAACGCUGAUGAAGAAUGA